AUGCUGGCUCAACGGAUGUUCAGGCCGGUACCAGGGGCGAACAGAUCCACUGUAUCGAAAACCUACCAGCUAUGCCUACGAUAUGCCUCGAACACCUCCUUCAAGGCAGAAAAGCCUGAAUCGAUCAAGACGUUGGCUAUACCUCUCGGUGUCGAAAAGAAACCGGCUAUCACCGAUAAUGACGGUGUUGAUCAUCGUACUAAAGAAGAAAAGAAGCGUGACUUUACAGAUAUGGAUAAAAACCGUGCCCGACGCGAGGAAUUGAAGAGAGAGUUUGCCAGAUCUACUUUUGCCCCUAUCUAUCAGUUCAGGGACACUGGAGGUAAAAUUUUUAGAGGCCCUGCGAUCCCAUUCAAUGCCAAAGAGGCGCUAUACAUGCCCAAUCUCCGAGGACACACCCUAGACAAACUGGAGACUGGCACAUGGCAGUUCAUUGGCGAAAAACCCACGGUCGUUCGGCUUUUCGGUUCAACGUUGGCAGAAAAACAAUUGGAGUCGUAUACAGACGGAAUUGACUUUGAGAAUUUGGGUGCUAUGUUGCUGGAUGUGAAUGUGCCCACGAAUUUUGUGAACGAGUGCCUUGUGAAGCUCUCAUCAAACAAGCUCAAGCAGACUUUAAAGGGCAACUAUCACAAGUAUAUGAUUUGCCGCAAAGGUAUCACACCUGAAGUCAGAGACUCAAUUGCUGCAGGCAACCCACUUGCUGGUUAUCUUUAUGUAUUGGAUAGCCAAGGUAAGAUCCGAUGGGCCACCGCAGGACCUGCCGAGGCAGGCGAAGCCGAGACCGUCCAGUCUCUUUUAGUUUCGAAAUAA
This is a messenger RNA of Wickerhamiella sorbophila, 813 nucleotides long. RefSeq names its product Mitochondrial ATPase complex subunit ATP10. Lineage: Eukaryota; Fungi; Ascomycota; Dipodascomycetes; Dipodascales; Trichomonascaceae. Gene Ontology annotation, cellular component: mitochondrial inner membrane. The record is from RefSeq and is a predicted model, not a curated record. The transcript has a single exon. Gene Ontology annotation, biological process: mitochondrial proton-transporting ATP synthase complex assembly. Bases 1 to 813 code for a protein of 270 amino acids.